AUGGCAUCACCUAACAAAUCCAACCCCCUUAGUAAUGAAAUGGCCGGGGGUUCCCCUUCCGCAGCUCGUCUACUUCAAACCGGAAAGUACUCGGACCUCGAGAUCCGUUGUGGCAGCAAAAUCUUCAAAGUUCACCGGAACGUUAUCUGCUUCCAAUCAAAACCGCUGGCGGACUGUGUCGAUGGAGGGUUCUUGGUAAUCUCCCCGGAGGCUACGACCGGAGUUAUCAAGCUCGACGACAGUGAUCCAGGAAUUGUAGAACUAUUUAUCAACUUCCUUUACACUCACGACUACCAUCCACCUACAAGUGCCGAAUUGUUAAAUCCAUCCCACACAUCUGCCGAUUCCGUUGCUCAUGACUUAUCUGCCCACGCAAAGCUUUAUGUAAUGGCAGAUAAAUGCGACAUUCCAGCUCUCAAGUCUCUCUCAAGCCAAAAAUAUAAAGCUGCACUUCCACGAGAGGGACUGGGUAACUCAUUCAUUCUGAGCCUGAAGGUGGGUUUUGAGGAGAUCCCUGACAGCGAAAGACUCCUCAAGGACAAAGCGAUCGAGUUUGAGGGGCAGAAUUACAAGGAACUGCUCGAGAGAGGGGAAUUUGUUAAUCUUUGCGAGGAAAAUGGUCAGAUUGCGAUGGAGUUUCUGCGGGCAACAGUCGCUGUGGCUGCGAAGAAUCUAUUUCCAUCCAAGUGCCCAGAUUGUAGCAACGUGCACUAUAUUGAACGCAAGGUUAAGAAAGUGGGAAAGUCAGACCUUUUGGUUAUCAUUGGGACAGCUAGAUAG
Molecule: messenger RNA, 780 nt
Organism: Venustampulla echinocandica
Lineage: Eukaryota; Fungi; Ascomycota; Leotiomycetes; Helotiales; Pleuroascaceae
Exons: 2
Coding region: 1-780 (259 amino acids)
Molecular function (GO): protein binding
Source: RefSeq, a predicted model, not a curated record